AUGGCGUCGCGGGCUCGGGAUCUCAGCGUCCGAGGCCACGGGGCCGGGAGCCGGAAGCUCGGCUGCAGUGUGUGUUGCAAGUCUUCUUGGAAUCAGCUGCAGGACCUGUGCCGCCUGGCCAAGGUCUCCUGCCCUGGCCUUGGUAUCUCUAAGAGGAACCUCUAUGACUUUGAAGUGGAGUACCUGUGUGAUUACAAAAAGAUCCGCGAACAGGAGUAUUACCUGGUGAAGUGGCGUGGAUACCCAGACUCAGAGAGCACUUGGGAGCCACGGCAGAAUCUCAAGUGUGUACGUAUUCUCAAGCAGUUCCAUAAGGACUUAGAAAGGGAGCUGCUCCGGCGCCACCGCCGGUCAAAGACUCCCCGGCACCUGGACCCAAGUUUGGCCAACUACCUGGUACAGAAAGCCAAGCAAAGGCGGGCGCUCCAGCGCUGGGAGCAAGAGCUCAAUGCCAAGCGUAGCCAUCUGGGACGUAUCACCGUGGAGAAUGAGGUGGACCUGGAUGGCCCCCCAAAGGCCUUUGUGUACAUCAAUGAGUACCGUGUUGGUGAAGGCAUCACCCUCAAUCAGGUAGCUGUGGGCUGUGAGUGCCAGGACUGUCUAUGGGCACCCACUGGGGGCUGCUGCCCAGGAGCAUCAAUGCACAAGUUUGCCUACAAUGACCAAGGCCAGGUACGGCUACGAGCUGGGCUGCCCAUCUACGAGUGCAACUCCCGCUGCCACUGUGGCUAUGACUGUCCUAAUCGUGUGGUACAGAAGGGCAUCCGCUAUGACCUCUGCAUCUUCCGCACAGAUGAUGGGCGUGGCUGGGGCGUCCGCACACUGGAAAAGAUCCGCAAAAACAGCUUCGUCAUGGAGUACGUGGGAGAGAUCAUUACCUCAGAGGAGGCAGAGCGGCGGGGCCAGAUCUAUGACCGCCAGGGUGCCACCUACCUUUUCGACUUGGACUACGUGGAGGAUGUGUAUACCGUGGAUGCCGCCUACUAUGGCAACAUCUCCCACUUCGUCAACCACAGUUGUGACCCCAACCUGCAGGUGUACAAUGUCUUCAUAGACAACCUUGAUGAGCGGCUGCCCCGCAUCGCUUUCUUUGCCACAAGAACCAUCCGGGCAGGCGAGGAGCUCACCUUUGAUUACAACAUGCAAGUGGACCCCGUGGACAUGGAGAGCACCCGCAUGGACUCCAACUUUGGCCUGGCUGGGCUCCCUGGCUCCCCCAAGAAGCGGGUCCGUAUUGAAUGCAAGUGUGGGACUGAAUCCUGCCGCAAAUACCUCUUCUAGCCUUUAGAAGUCUGUGGCCAGACUGACUGAGGGGGCCUGAAGCUGCCCACCCCUCCCCCCACUGCUGCCCUCCUGUCAAGGAAUGACAGCCAGGGCCUUGCCUGCCUCCACCUACCCCACCUGCUCCAUGCUCAGGGCUGUGGCCAGGACCGACUCCAGGAGUCACCUUUCCCUGUCCCAGCCCAUCUGUGGGUUGCACUUACAAAACCUCACCCACCUUCAGAAGUGAUUUUUCAACAUCAGGACUUUCUGCAGUUGGGAUUCCUGGCCCAUUAAGGAGGUCCAGGGGGUGAGCCCUAGCCCAGCCUCAGAACAGAAAGAUGUUUGUUUUUGCACCUGCUUCUGCCUGGAGCUUGAGGGGUCUGCUGCAGGCCUCCUCACUACUGCCCAAAAGGUAUGGGGAAGCAACCCCAGGGAAGGCAGGCAUCAGAGCCAAGAGUUCCCAGUGGGACCUCUACCAGGUUCCCUGACCACAGAGACUCCGUACUAGUGAAGAAAAUGGGGUCUCCAGGGCUGGGGGCUGAGGCUGGUUUCUGCUCAUGAAGGGGAGUAGAUGCCUAUGGCCUACUGACCAGUGAGAGGAAGACAGUUAGACUUGGCCGGACCUGGAUGUGGGCUGGGCCCAAAGCUCUGCUUUCAAGGAAUACAGAGAAGAUACCUAGGGCUCUUGGGAGCUCUGAGGAUGCUGGGAGCCCUAACCUGGGAUGUGAUGACUGCUGGGACUGCUCAGAGCUGGAACCAAGAUCUAGAUAGUCCAUAGAUAGCACUUAGUACAAAAAUGUGCAUUGAUGAGGUGCCAGGCACUGGGUGGAGCACCUGGUACACUUGGAUUGUCUCAGGGAAGCCUUGAAAUCCAUGGAAGUGGGUACCAGGAAAGGGCCCAUAUGGCAAAAGGUAAAGUACAGGCCAAGAAUGGGGAGGAGUUCCCCACUAGAGGAUGGGGAAGUGGUAGCAAAGCCUCUGCUGCCUGCCGGCCCCAGCCCUUUGUGCUCACCCUGGGUCUACUGGUCUCAAAAGUUACCUAUCUGCAAAUGUACAUACAAAAGGCAAAGGUUCUGAUGGCUGCCUCACCCCUUGCUUCCUCCUCCUAUGAGGCCUUCCCUAGAAAGCCUUUCCUGACUACCUGUGCCCAGAGUGCCCCUAUGUGAAGACUGUGUGUCCCGCUACCAGAUGCCAGAUGUGUGUGUCUAUGUGUCUAUCCUGCCCUCUCCCCCAGACUCACCUUCAGGCAUGGACUGAAUCUGGUUCUCCUCUUGUACACCCCUCAGCGCCACCCAGCCUGGAGUGGGCAUCAA
Otolemur garnettii (small-eared galago) is the source of this 2576-nucleotide messenger RNA. It is a transcript of the gene SUV39H1, whose product is annotated as suppressor of variegation 3-9 homolog 1. The coding region runs from base 1 to 1281 and encodes 426 amino acids. Gene Ontology annotation, molecular function: histone H3K9 methyltransferase activity; zinc ion binding; protein binding. Lineage: Eukaryota; Metazoa; Chordata; Mammalia; Primates; Galagidae. Gene Ontology annotation, cellular component: nucleus. The record is from RefSeq and is a predicted model, not a curated record. The transcript has 6 exons.